UCAUACCAAGCGACAUUUCUGACUGUGACGUCGAUUUUGUGCGACAGGUCGAAGAGAGGAGUCCGUCAUGGCGUCGUUACCUACGGAGUUGCAAAGCGGCGACGACGCUGAACUGGACGAAUUACUGGACAGUGCACUGGAUGACUUUGACAAGCAGUCUGCGCCUCCUGAACCUAAAGCACCUUCUUCCUCGUCCAGCCAUGGACCAGAAAUGCAACAGGAGCAGCCGCCGCUGCUGGAGGACUGCAAGCUCUUUGAGACACUCUUCGAGGGUGACAUGGCGGCUCAGGCCCAGCAGGAGUGGAAGAAAGCCAUGACGGAGCUGGCUCAGGAGGAGCCGGACCUGCUCGAGCAUUUUCAUAAACUCUCUGAGGCUGCCUGCAAAGUUGGGACUGACACGGCUUCUCAGCAAGAAUUUACCUCCUGCCUCAAAGAUACCCUCCGUGGCCUCGCCAAGAAUGCCGAUAACUUGCAGUCUUCUGGCCUGGCCGGAGAUGAUCUAGUAAAGGCCCUGGAAGGCUUGGGAUUGGACGAGGGCGGUGAAGGCGAGGGGGAUGAUGCCAACGUCCUUCCUAUUAUGCAAUCCAUAAUGCAAAAUCUUCUCUCCAAGGAGGUUCUCUACCCUUCCCUCAAGGAGAUUACCACUAAGUAUCCGGAGUGGUUGGAGGCCAAUAGGUCCAGCCUGAGCCCAGAAGACGUCCAACGCUACGAGCAGCAGGCCAUGGUCAUGGGAGAGAUCUGCCAGCGCUUUGAGAAAGAGGAAGACGGCGACAAGGUCUUUGAAGGCAUCAUGGACCUCAUGCAGAAGCUGCAGGAACUUGGACAGCCACCAAAGGAGCUUGCGGGAGACGCUCCUCCUGGCUUCAACUUUGACAUGGACUCCCUCAACCUCCCAGGGGGCGCUGGGUCGGCUGAACAAUGCUCCAUCAUGUGAUGAGGCGGCGGCUUGACCUCAGCUGCGGAAAGGGCCACACCCACCAGGAGUUGGCGGGCGGCAUUGUGAUAUUCAUGUCGCACAUGCUCGGCCUCAGGUUCCAAACAUACAGAGAAAUGUGGAUGAGGUUGCAAAAUUCCAACACAUACACGAACAUUUGAACAUCUCUGCAUUCGUAUUUUCAUCCAGCUCCUUGAUUAGAACUGUAUUCCCUCCUCCAGAAUGAUGAUACUGCACCCUCUCUGGCGUGUCUUUAACCCGCCUAUUAUGUUGCAGGUCAAAUUGACAAUAAUUUUCGGAAAGUGCCAUAGGGAAAAAAAGUCCUUUUAAAUAUUGUUUAUAUAUAAUAUUGAACCCGAUUACUAACCAUUUUAGUCAAUAUUUCGUGCAUUACUUAGAUUGCGUUUGAUUGAUCAUUCAAUCCUAUUUUCAUGUUGAAACCUUUUUAUUAAGCACAAACAUAUUUGUUGUAUGGGUUGAUUAUACAUGAACCAGCCGUUCGGACCCAGAAAUUACUUUUAUUUUUUGAAACUUAUAAUUAUUAUAAUUUUACACCUACUGUUAACUGAAAGGAAAAAAAAACUAUUAAAAUUUGUAGGUCAGUUUGACCUACAGUCUAAUAGAAGAGUGAAACAAAUAAUUUUUUAAAAUGGGGACAAAUAUUAGGUACAGUUCAAUUUUUCCAGUUGGAUUUUACUUGCUGUGUCAUAGGUUUGAGAAACUAACUGAAAGAAAAAUGAUUUAGGUACUGCUCAAAAUGAAAAAUUGAUGAUUUAGUGUUUUGGUGUCAGUUUGACCCACAGUGUAACGGAAUUGAACUAAUUCAAAUGAGAAACUCAACUUUAUAUCAGGAUAACACAUUUAAAAACUAUUCUUUUUUUUUUUUUUUUUUGCAGGACAAUUUGAGCCACUCUAUAACAAGAGGGGGCAGACUAACCAAAAGCAAGAAGGCAAGAAACCUCUGGUUUUUACAGCUCUUUUUGACCUGCAGUAUAACUGGAGGCUGAAACUAACUCAAAAGAAGGUGAUCAAAAAUGGUGCAAUUUAGAAAACAAAUUCAGAUAAACUUUGACCGGCAAUGUGACAGGACCGUUAAAAUGGGCUAGUUUGACCUCUCUACACAAAUUUAACUGAUGUGAGUGAGUCAUCUGUUCGUCCAUCCAUCCAUCCAUCCAUCCAUCCAUCCAUCCAUCCAUCAUCUACCGCUUAUCUGGGGCCGGGUCGCGGGGGCAACAGCUUUAGCAGGGAAGCCCAGACGUCCCUCUCCCUAGCUACUUCUUCCAGCUCUCCCCGGGGGAUCCUGAGACGUUCCCAGGCCAGCUGGGUGACAUAGUCUCUCCAGCGUGUCCUGGGUCUUCCUCGGGGUCUCCUCCCGGUGGGACAUGCCCGGAACACCUCACCAGGGAGAAUCAGAUGCCCAAGCCACCUCAUCUGGCUCCUCUCGAUGUGGAGGAGAAGCGCCUCGACUCUGAGCCCCUCCCGGAUGACUGAGCUUCUCACCUUAUCUCUAAGGGAGAGCCCGGACACCCUGCGGAGAAAACUUCGGCCGCUUGUAACCGGGAUCUCGUUCUUUCGGUCACGACCCAUAGCUCGUGACCAUAGAUGAGGGUUGGAACGUAGAUCGACCGGUAAAUUGAGAGCUGAGCCAAAGGACGAAGCUCCUUCUUCACCACGACAGACCGAUACAACGUCCGCAUCACAGUAGACGCUGCACCGAUCCGCCUGUCGAUCUCCCGCUCCCUCCUGCCCCCACUCGUGAACAAGACCCCAAGAUACUUAAACUCCUCCACUUGGGGCAAGAUCUCCUCCACGACCCGGAGGGGGCAGUCCACCCUUUUCCGACUGAGGACCAUGGUUUCAGAUUUGGAGGUGCUGAUUUUCAUCCCAACCGCUUCACACUCGGCUGCGAAACGCUCCAGUGAGAGUUGGAGAGCCCUGUUUGAAGGAGCCAACAGCACCACAUCAUUUGCAAAAAGCAGGGAUGCAAUACUGAGGCCCCCAAAACGGAUCCCCUCAACGCUUCGGCUGCGCCUAGAAAUUCUGUUCAUAAAGGUUAUGAACAGAAUCGGCAACAAAGGGCAGCCCUGGCGGAGUCUGACCUCCACUGGAAACAAUUCCGACUUACUGCCGGCAGCGAACCAAACUCUGACAUCGGUGGUAUAGUGACCGAACAGCCCGUAUCAGGGGGUUCGGUGCCCCAUACCCACGAAGCACCCCCCACAGAACUCCCCGAGGGACACGGUCAAACGCCUUCUCCAAGUCCACAAAACACAUGUAGACUGGUUGGGCGAAUUCCCACAUACCCUCGAGGACCCUGCUAAGGGUGUAGAGCUGGUCCACUGUUCCAUGGCUGUGACGAAAACCACACUGCUCCUCCUCAAUCUUAAGGCUCGACUUCCUGACGGACCUUCCUCUCCAGCACCCCUGAAUAGACCUUGCCAGGGAGGCUGAGGAGUGUGAUCCCUCUGCAGUUGGAACACACCCUGCGGUCCCCCUUUUUAAAAAGAGGGACUACCACCACCGUCUGUUUGUGUCUUAUUAUAAUAACAAACACCGCACUGUAUGUGUCUCCUUACAUCCAAAAAAAAAGAUAAUUGUUUCCCACAGUCAUCCUUCCCACAGUCAUCCCGGUAUUGAUCUGAAGUGAGUGAUUUGAUGAUGAUUAUAGUUUGAGGUUUCCUUGCUAAAGUGCUUCCCCUUGAGGAUUUGUGUGUUUCUAUUGUGAAGAUUGAUGUUUGCGUGAGUGGGGAGGGCUUCCAAGCUCUCCCUUUAAAAUGUGCAUUAACAAAAGGUCGGAGCACUUUGUGUGUG
Molecule: messenger RNA, 3745 nt
Organism: Hippocampus zosterae (dwarf seahorse)
Lineage: Eukaryota; Metazoa; Chordata; Actinopteri; Syngnathiformes; Syngnathidae
Gene: pex19
Product: peroxisomal biogenesis factor 19
Exons: 8
Coding region: 68-934 (288 amino acids)
Biological process (GO): protein import into peroxisome membrane
Cellular component (GO): peroxisome; peroxisomal membrane
Source: RefSeq, a predicted model, not a curated record